Messenger RNA from Daucus carota subsp. sativus, 1591 nucleotides. RefSeq names its product 24-methylenesterol C-methyltransferase 2. Gene Ontology annotation, biological process: steroid biosynthetic process. The transcript has a single exon. Gene Ontology annotation, molecular function: S-adenosylmethionine-dependent methyltransferase activity. NCBI's taxonomy places the organism in Eukaryota, Viridiplantae, Streptophyta, Magnoliopsida, Apiales, Apiaceae. The coding region runs from base 254 to 1321 and encodes 355 amino acids. The record is from RefSeq and is a predicted model, not a curated record.
AAUAGACCUCUUGCAAUUACAACAACCAAAAUACUUCAAAUUCUUAGAUUUCGGUGCACACUCUUUUGUUAAUUCUCCUCUCCCCAUGGUUCCAGCGUGUCCGCACAUGUUAGAGAUCUAACCCCCAAGAUUUUUUCUAUCAAAAGACCGAGAAACUCAAACACAGACUAAACUCAAUCAAACCCCUCUCCUCACUCUCCUCACUCUCCCAUCUAUAUACACACACAACACACCCAAUUAUACACACACAGCCAUGGACACUCUCUCAUUACUGUUGACCACCGCUUUAAUCGGCGGCGGGUUCUACUGGUUCAUCUGCAUCCUGGGGUCAGCCGAACGAAAGGGCAAGGCGGCCGUGAAUCUCUCCGGAGGCUCCAUCGACGACGACAAAGUCCAGGACAAUUACAACAACUACUGGUCUUUCUUCAAGACCCCCAAGCAGAUUGAGAAGACUGAGAAGGUCCCAGCGUUUGUCGACACUUUUUAUAAUCUGGUGACCGAUAUUUACGAGUGGGGGUGGGGCCAGAGCUUUCAUUUCUCGCCGGCUCUUCCGGGGAAGUCGCAUCUCGAGGCGACCCAGAUCCAUGAAGAGAUGGCUGUAGAUCUGCUGAAUGUGAAGCCCGGGGAUAAGAUUCUUGAUGCUGGUUGUGGUGUGGGGGGGCCUAUGAGGGCUAUUGCGGCGCAUUCGGGUGCCAGUGUGGUGGGGAUUACGAUUAAUGAGUAUCAGGUGAAUAGAGCUACUUUGCAUAAUAAAAAGGCUGGUUUGGAUAAGUUGUGUGAGGUUGUGUGUGGGAAUUUUCUUGAAAUGCCAUUUGGGGAUAAUACUUUUGAUGGGGCGUAUUCGAUUGAGGCCACUUGUCAUGCUCCUAAGUUGGAGGAUGUUUAUGCGGAGAUUUUCCGGGUUUUGAAGCCGGGUGGGAUGUAUGUUUCAUAUGAGUGGGUGACCACGGAGUUUUAUGAUGGGGAGAACGCGGAGCAUGUGGAGAUCAUACAAGGGAUUGAGAGGGGAGACGCGUUGCCCGGGUUGAGGCAUUACACUGAUAUAGCUGAGGUUGCCAAGAAAGUUGGGUUUGAGGUUGUCAAGGAGAAGGAUUUGGCCAGGCCACCUGCUCAGCCGUGGUGGACCAGGCUCAAAAUGGGGAGGAUUGCCUAUUGGAGGAACCAUAUUCUUGUUAUGAUUUUGUCGUUUUUGGGGAUUGCUCCCAAAGGGACGGUGGAUGUUCAUGAGAUGUUGUUUGUCACUGCCGAUUACUUGACUAAGGGCGGUGAGGCCAAGAUUUUUACUCCUAUGCAUAUGAUUCUCUGCAGAAAACCCGAAUAAGACUGCAUUGCUUGGGUUGAGACAUUAUACUGAUAUGGAGGUUUUUCUCAAGCUGUUUCUUUUUUCUUUGUUUUGUUAAAUUAGACCUUUAAUUCUUGGUUGUGUUCUUUUAGAGUGAUUUUCUUCUUGUUGUCAAGGUUAAAAGCUUGAGGUUGCAUCUUUAAUUGUAGCUUAUAUUAGAGUAUUUUACCAUAUCCUGCUACAAGAAUACUCUUAAUGUAACUUAAGGUGAUUAAUGUUAUUCAGAAUUUGGGGAUUUUGAUUGUUAAA